Procambarus clarkii (red swamp crayfish) is the source of this 912-nucleotide messenger RNA. Lineage: Eukaryota; Metazoa; Arthropoda; Malacostraca; Decapoda; Cambaridae. The record is from RefSeq and is a predicted model, not a curated record.
AUGAGUCAACACCACCACAAUGGCCACAGGAAAGCACACAAGAAAGUCAGGAUUAACAGGGCGAGGAAGAGGCAGAGUUUGGUGACGACGUCUGCUGCGUUGCGGCUGUUUAUUGUGAUGGCUGCUACGGUGUCUCUUGUCCACACCCUGGCUCUCCCGGCCCCUGCUGACACCCUGCCUCUCCAGGCCCCUGCUGAUACCCUGCCUCUCCCGGCCCCUGCUGACACCCUGCCUCUCCCGGCCCCUACUGACUCCCUGCCUCUCCCGGCACCGGCUGACACCCUGCCUCUCCCGGCCCCUGCUGACACCCUGCCUCUCCCGGCCCCUGCUGAUUCCCUGCCUCUCCCGGCACCGGCUGACACCCUGCCUCUCCAGGCCCCUGCUGAUACUCUGCCUCUCCAGGCCCCUGCUGAUACUCUGCCUCUCCAAACCCCUGCUGAUACCCUGCCUCUCCCGGCACCGGCUGACACCCUGCCUCUCCCGGCCCCUGCUGAUACCCUGCCUCUCCAGGCCCCUACUGACACCCUGCCUCUCCAGGCCCCUGCUGACACCGAGCUUGUUAAUAUCGUGCCUGAUGGCAUAGUACCUGAUGGCAUGGUGACUGUUGACAUGGAGUUAGUUGACAUGAUUCCUACUAACACUCUGCCUGUUGGCACGGUGCUUGCUGAUAUCCUACCGGUUGAAACGUUAUCUGCUGGCACCCUGCCUGCUGACAUGGUACCUGCUGAUCCAUCAUCUGGUGACUCAUCGCCUGCUGAUCCAUCACCUGAUGACCCAUCACCUGCUGAUCCAUCACCUGCUGACCUGACAACUGCCUACCUGUUUCCAUCUACUCUGCCCUCAACUUAUCCAACUCGUCAAGGUAUGUGUUAUCAUGUUAUGAACAAGGCUGUUCUUCAUAAUUUAAAAUAA